Drosophila busckii is the source of this 4944-nucleotide messenger RNA. It is a transcript of the gene Ptp10D, whose product is annotated as tyrosine-protein phosphatase 10D. The transcript has 13 exons. Gene Ontology annotation, biological process: protein dephosphorylation. Gene Ontology annotation, molecular function: protein binding; protein tyrosine phosphatase activity. The record is from RefSeq and is a predicted model, not a curated record. Bases 1 to 4920 code for a protein of 1639 amino acids. Lineage: Eukaryota; Metazoa; Arthropoda; Insecta; Diptera; Drosophilidae.
AUGUGUGUGAAUGAUAAUACUAGUCAGAGCGAGCGCGAGAGCCAUGUGCACAGCGCUGACUUGGCCAUAAGCAUACCAAACAAUCCCGGCCUGGAUGAUGGCGCCUCAUAUCGCUUGGACUACAGCCCGCCCUUUGGCUAUCCGGAACCCAAUACAACAAUCGCCUCGAGAGACAUUGGCGACGAGAUUCAAUUCUCACGCGCUCUGCCCGGCACCAAAUACAACUUCUGGCUUUAUUAUACGAAUUUCACGCACCACGAUUGGCUAACAUGGACAGUGACCAUAACGACAGCUCCCGAUCCGCCAUCGAAUUUAUCAGUGCAGGUGCGCAGCGGCAAGAAUGCAAUUAUUUUGUGGUCCCCGCCCACUCAGGGCAGCUACACGGCAUUCAAGAUCAAGGUGCUGGGACUAUCGGAGGCAUCGAGCAGCUACAAUCGCACCUUCCAGGUCAACGACAAUACAUUCCAGCACAGCGUCAAGGAACUGACGCCAGGUGCCACAUACCAGGUGCAGGCCUACACCAUAUACGAUGGCAAGGAGUCUGUGGCAUAUACGAGUCGAAACUUUACCACAAGUCGAAGGACGCGGCAUAAAGAGUUGUUGGACAUUAAAAUUUUAAGAGAGCCCAAUACGCCGGGUAAAUUCAUCGUGUGGUUCCGUAAUGAGACAACGCUGCUGGUGCUGUGGCAACCGCCGUAUCCGGCGGGCAUUUAUACGCACUACAAAGUGUCCAUCGAGCCGCCCGAUGCCAAUGACAGUGUGCUCUAUGUGGAGAAGGAGGGCGAACCGCCGGGACCCGCACAGGCGGCAUUCAAGGGUCUGGUGCCGGGACGUGCCUACAAUAUAUCGGUGCAGACCAUGUCCGAGGACGAGAUAUCCUUGCCUACUACCGCGCAAUAUCGCACAGUGCCGCUGCGACCGUUAAAUGUGACGUUUGACAAGGAUUUUAUUACCUCCAGUUCGUUCCGUGUGCUCUGGGAGGCGCCCAAGGGCGUCUCCGAGUUUGACAAGUACCAAGUCUCAGUGUCGACCACACGCCGCCAAUCGACAGUGGCGCGCAGCAAUGAGCCCAUUGCGUUCUUUGACUUCCGCGACAUUGCCGAGCCCGGCAAGACAUUUAAUGUAAUUGUCAAGACCGUAUCCGGCAAGGUAACCUCCUGGCCGGCCACCGGCGAUGUGACACUGCGACCGCUGCCUGUGCGCAAUUUGCGCAGCUUCAACGACGACAAGGCCAACACUAUGAUCAUUACCUGGGAGGCGGAUGCGGCCAGCACACAGGACGAGUAUCGCAUUGUCUACCACGAGCUGGAGACUUUCAAUGGCGAUACCAGCACUCUGACCACCGACUGGACACGCUUUACGCUGGAGAGCCUGCUGCCCGGACGCAAUUACUCGCUCUCCGUGCAGGCCGUUUCCAAGAAAAUGGAGUCCAACGAGACGAGCAUCUUUGUGGUCACGCGCCCCUCGUCGCCCAUCAUUGAGGAUCUGAAGAGCAUACGCCAGGGCCUGAACAUAAGCUGGAAGAGUGACGUCAACUCCAAGCAGGAUCAAUACGAAGUGCUCUACUCACGCAACGGCACCAGCGAGGUGCGCACUCUCAUCACCAAGGAGUCGCGUCUGGUCAUCAAGAAUCUGCAGCCAGGUGCUGGCUAUGAGCUCAAGGUAUUCGCUGUCAGCCAUGAGCUGCGCAGCGAACCCCAUGCCUACUUCCAGGCAGUGUAUCCCAAUCCUCCGCGCAAUAUGACCAUCGAAACAGUGCGCAGCAAUUCCGUGCUGGUGCAUUGGUCACCGCCGGAGAGCGGCGAAUUUACGGAGUACAGCAUACGCUAUCGCACGGACAGCGAACAGCAGUGGGUGCGCCUGCCCAGCGUGCGCUCCACGGAGGCGGACAUCACCGACAUGACCAAGGGCGAGAAGUACACCAUACAGGUGAAUACGGUUAGCUAUGGCGUGGAGAGUCCCAAUCCGCAAGAGGUCAACACUACAGUGCCACCGAAUCCAGUGUCCAACAUUAUUCAGCUGGUCGACUCGCGCAAUAUAACGCUGGAGUGGCCCAAGCCAGAGGGGCGUGUCGAGUCCUAUAUUCUCAAAUGGUGGCCCAGUGAUAAUCCCAGUCGUGUGCAGACCAAGAAUGUCUCCGAGAACAAGUCGGCUGAUGAUUUGUCCACAGUGCGUGUGCUCAUUGGGGAUUUGAUGCCGGGCGUGCAAUACAAAUUCGAUAUACAAACCACUUCGUAUGGCAUUUUAUCCGGCAUUACCAGUCUCUAUCCACGCACCAUGCCGCUCAUACAGUCCGACGUGGUGGUGGCCAAUGGCGAGAAGGAGGAUGAACGUGAUACCAUUACACUGAGCUACACGCCCACGCCGCAAUCCUCAUCGAAAUUCGACAUUUAUCGCUUCUCACUGGGCGAUGCCGAGAUUAAGGAUAAGGAGAAGCUGGCCAAUGAUACGGAUCGCAAGGUGACGUUCACGGGUCUCAUGCCGGGACGUCUCUACAACAUCACCGUGUGGACAGUAAGCGGUGGUGUGGCCAGUUUGCCCAUACAACGACAGGAUCGUCUUUAUCCAGAGCCCAUCACCCAACUGCAUGCUACAAAUAUAACGGAUACGGAGAUUUCGCUGCGCUGGGAUGUGCCCAAGGGCGAGUACAAUGACUUUGACAUUGCCUACCUCACGGCGGAUAAUCUGCUGGCCCAGAAUAUGACCACACGCAAUGAGAUUACCAUCAGUGAGCUGCGUCCGCAUCGCAACUACACCUUUACCGUAGUGGUGCGUUCCGGCACAGAGUCCUCGGUGCUGCGCAGCAGUGCACCGCUCUCGGCCAGCUUUACUACAAAUGAGGCGGUACCUGGACGUGUGGAACGCUUCCAUCCCAUGGACGUGCAGCCCAGCGAGAUUAACUUUGAAUGGUCGCUGCCUUCGAGCGAGGCCAAUGGCGUCAUACGUCAGUUCUCCAUAACGUAUACGAACAUAAACAAUGCCAGCGAUGCGGGCAGCCAGAGCUUUGACUCCGAGGAGUCAUUCGGUCUCAUCAAGAAUCUCAAGCCUGGCGAGACGUAUGUGUUCAAAAUACAAGCCAAGACUGCCAUUGGCUUUGGGCCGGAACGCGAGUAUAAGCAAACGAUGCCCAUAUUGGCGCCACCACGUCCGGCUACGCAGGUGGUGCCCACCGAGGUCUAUCGCAGCUCAUCGACCAUACAGAUACGUUUCCGCAAGAACUACUUCUCCGACCAGAACGGUCAGGUGCGCAUGUAUACCAUUAUUGUGGCCGAGGAUGAUGCCAAGAAUGCCUCCGGCUUGGAGAUGCCCAGCUGGAUGGAUGUGCAGUCAUAUAGCGUUUGGUUGCCCUAUCAGGCCAUUGAUCCGUACUAUCCAUUCGAGAAUCGCUCUGUAGAGGACUUUACCAUUGGCACAGAGAAUUGUGAUAAUCAUAAGAUUGGCUACUGCAAUGGGCCUUUGAAAUCCGGCACUACUUAUAGAGUUAAGGUGCGCGCAUUUACCGGACCCGACAAGUUCACGGACACCGCGUACAGUUUCCCCAUACAAACGGAACUGCUGAGCUCACCGGAUCAAGACAAUACGUCGCUGAUUGUCGCUAUAACCGUGCCCAUGACCAUAAUUUUGGUGCUGCUGGUCACACUGAUAUUCUACAAACGGCGCCGCAGCAAUUGCCGCAAGACCACAAAGGACUCGCGCGCCAAUGACAACAUGUCCCUGCCGGACAGCGUCAUAGAACAGAAUCGUCCAAUUUUGAUUAAAAACUUUGCCGAGCAUUAUCGUCUCAUGUCCGCCGAUUCGGACUUUCGAUUCAGCGAGGAGUUCGAGGAGCUUAAGCACGUGGGCCGCGAUCAGCCCUGCACCUUUGCCGAUCUGCCCUGCAAUCGGCCCAAGAAUCGUUUCACCAACAUUCUACCCUACGAUCACUCACGCUUCAAGCUGCAGCCCGUGGACGACGACGAGGGAUCCGAUUAUAUCAAUGCCAACUAUGUGCCGGGACAUAAUUCGCCGCGCGAAUUUAUUGUCACGCAGGGUCCGUUGCACUCCACCCGCGACGAUUUCUGGCGCAUGUGCUGGGAGAGCAAUUCGCGUGCCAUAGUCAUGCUCACGCGCUGCUUUGAGAAGGGGCGCGAAAAGUGCGAUCAGUACUGGCCCAACGAUACGGUGCCCGUGUUCUAUGGCGACAUCAAGGUGCAAAUACUCAAUGAUAGCCACUACGCCGAUUGGGUCAUGACCGAGUUUAUGCUGUGCAGAGGCAGUGAGCAGCGCAUUUUGCGGCAUUUCCAUUUCACCACCUGGCCCGACUUUGGCGUACCAAAUCCACCACAGACGCUGGUGAGAUUUGUGCGCGCUUUUCGCGAUCGCAUUGGCGCCGAGCAGCGUCCAAUUGUGGUGCACUGCAGCGCUGGCGUUGGCAGAUCGGGCACAUUCAUAACGCUCGAUCGCAUCUUGCAGCAGAUUAAUACGUCCGACUAUGUGGACAUAUUCGGCAUUGUCUAUGCCAUGCGCAAAGAGCGCGUUUGGAUGGUGCAAACGGAGCAGCAGUAUAUCUGCAUACAUCAGUGCCUGCUGGCGGUGCUCGAGGGCAAGGAGAAUAUUGUGGGGCCGGCGCGUGAGAUGCACGACAAUGAGGGCUAUGAAGAUCAAGGCGCAGCUCAGCUGAACGCACACGAGGAGUCAUCGCAUGUGGCCACCAUUGAGGAGCAACUGAACCAAGCCGCCGCUGAGGCCAUCGAUGCUGAGAACGCCGCAAUCUUAUACGACGACCAACAGCCGCUGACUAGCAGCACAUUCAGUAAACAUAUCUCCAGCUUUGGCAGCGCCAUCGACAAUGCACAUGGCAGCGUGCUGGCCUCCAAUUCGAUGAGCUCGUUCGGCAUUAUAAGCGGCGGCGGCAGUGCCAACGAGGCGCCAGACAGAUGACAUUCGGUUGUCAACCAGUCGGAC